This is a messenger RNA of Aspergillus ruber CBS 135680, 4293 nucleotides long. RefSeq names its product ABC-2 type transporter. The coding region runs from base 1 to 4293 and encodes 1430 amino acids. Gene Ontology annotation, cellular component: membrane. The transcript has 6 exons. Gene Ontology annotation, biological process: transmembrane transport. Gene Ontology annotation, molecular function: ATP hydrolysis activity; ATP binding; ABC-type transporter activity. Lineage: Eukaryota; Fungi; Ascomycota; Eurotiomycetes; Eurotiales; Aspergillaceae. The record is from RefSeq and is a predicted model, not a curated record.
AUGGAGAGCACCGACGGUGAAUCCAAAGUCGUAGGGCAAGUGGAUGAUCAAAUCAAUGAACUUGCCCGACGUGUCACCUCAAUGUCGGUUGCAGGGGGCGGACACAUCCUACCUAAGCCUACGGACGACGUGCUCGACCCCAAUAGCCGCGACUUUGAUACCAAGAAGUGGUUGAGGACCUUCUAUAAUAAUCAAACGGCAGCACUCAACGGAAGGCCACCCAACUCAGCAGGCCUCGCUUUCAAAGACCUCAACGUCUUCGGCCAAAAGGCCGUAGCGGAACACCAAAAGACCGUUGAAGACUUCGUAUACGGCCCCUUGGAUAUCAUCCGCCGUCUUUUCGGGUCGACGAAGCGACAACGCGUGGAUAUUUUGCAAAAUCUAGAAGGUGUCAUGGAGAGUGGUGAGAUGCUCUGCGUCCUGGGUCCUCCAGGAUCUGGGUGUUCUACUCUUCUGAAGACUAUUGCCGGUGAAACGUACGGCUUCCAGGUCGCCGAUAGCAGUACAUUGAACUAUCAAGGCCUCGGGAAAACAGACAUCGAAAAGGCCUUUAAGGGGGAAGCUAUCUAUACCGCUGAAGUUGACUACCACUUCCCCAAACUCACCGUUGGUGAGACGCUUUAUUUUGCUGCUCGAGCUCGAUGCCCGCAAAAAUUGGCGGACUAUAAACACGAAUAUGCAGAACACCUCCAUGACGUGGUCAUGGCAAUGCUGGGUAUUUCGCACACCAAGAAUACUCUUGUUGGAGACGACUUCAUCCGGGGCGUCAGUGGUGGUGAGCGCAAGCGUGUGAGCAUUGCGGAAGCUAUCCUUAGCUAUUCACCGUGGCAAUGCUGGGAUAAUAGUACCCGAGGUCUGGAUUCGGCCAACGCGGUCUCGUUUUGUCGCACACUACGGCUUCAGUCGGAGACCUUUGGCAGCAGUGUAUGUGUAGCCAUCUAUCAAGCUCCACAGGAGGCGUAUGAUCUAUUUGACAAAGUCAUUGUCCUUUACCAAGGUCGACAGAUUUUCUUCGGCAAGACUUCAGAAGCCAAGGCAUAUUUUGAAGGCUUAGGUUUUGAGUGCCCAGCGCAGCAGACCACGCCUGAUUUUUUGACCUCUAUGACAAGCCCUUCUGAGAGAAUUGUUAAGGCUGACUGGGAAGGCAAAACACCUCCUCGCAGCCCAGAGGAAUUCGCACGUGCAUGGCGCGAAAGCCAACACCGUCAAUCCCUCAUUAACGAGAUUAAAUCAUUCGAGACACGAUUUCCCAUCAACGGGAGUCAAUCCGAGCAAUUCCAUGUUUCAAGGACAGCACAGAAAUCCAAGUCACUGCGCGCUACCUCUCCAUUCACGCUUUCUUUGGCCGGCCAGUUUCUCUUGAAUCUCUGGAGGAGCUACAGACUCUUGAUCGCCGAUCCUUGGUUUUGGAUAACCUUACUCCUGGCUAAUUUCUUCGAAUCUCUUGUCGUUGCCAGUAUCUUUUACAACAUGCCCCUAGACAGCUCCAGCAUCUUUCGUCGAAACCUUCUGAUCUUCUAUACCCUCAUGAUCAAUGUCUGGACUGCAGCCCUAGAGGUCCUAACUCUCUACUCCAAGAGAAAGAUCGUCGAAAAACACGCUCGGUACGCACUUUACCAUCCCAGUAUGGAAUCUUUGGCAUCUAUUGCGAUGGAUAUCCCGUUUAAACUCGUCAACGCGCUUUUUAUCAACGUUACUCUCUAUUUUAUGUGCAAUCUUCGUCGUGAGCUUGGACCCUUCUUCUUCUUCUACCUGCUUGCUUUUACCGUCACAAUUACUAUGUCUAUGUUCUUCCGGUUCCUUGCUUCAGUUACGAAAACCGUCUCCCAAGCUCUCGCACCAUGUGCGAUCGUCAUCCUCGCUCUUAUGUUAUACGGCGGCUUCAUCAUUCCCCAAGCCUACCUGGAUGACUGGAUUGGCUGGCUACGGUGGAUAAACCCUUUGUUUUACGUGCAGGAGAGCCUUUCACUCAGUGAGUUUGUUGGGCGUAGGUUUCCCUGCGUAGAAUUUGUGCCCAGUGGCCCCGGCUACUCGGCAGAUUCGAUUCCACCUUUGGGCCAGGUUUGUUCCGUUGAGGGGUCUAAUGCCGGCGAGGGUUUCGUUGACGGCAGCGCACAUCUGCGCGUGGUGUACGGAUUUGCCAACGGUCACCGUUGGCGAAACUUCGGCAUUCUCAUUGGUCUCACCAUCUUUUUCCUUGUGGUCCACUUGAUAGCGGUGGAAUUGAUCUCACCGGAGCGCUCGAAGGGUGAGAUUCUCGUCUUCCCCCGCCAGGUGCUCAAGAAAUAUUACAAGGGCAACGAUGAUGAGGAGAAGAUACGUUCUGUGCCGGGAGCCAAGUCCCAAGAGCGACACAUUCAAAAGAAUGAGGUUCAGGGCAUCGAGAAACAAACGUCGAUAUUCAAUUGGCAAGACGUUUGCUACACCAUUCAGAUAAAAAAAGAGACUCGGAAAAUUCUGGAUCAUGUGGAUGGGUGGGUGAAACCAGGCACGUUGACGGCAUUAAUGGGAGUCUCGGGGGCUGGAAAGACGACACUUCUGGACGUCUUGGCUAGUCGCGUAACAAUGGGCGUCAUUUCAGGACGAAUGCUGGUUGAUGGCCAGUCUCGAGACUCUUCUUUUCAACGCAAGACCGGAUACGUUACUCAGCAAGAUUUGAAUCUUCACACAUCAACAGUGCGGGAAGCCCUACAAUUCAGCGCGCUGCUGCGGCAGCCAGCUCGGUAUAGCCGCCAGGAGAAGCUCGAUUACGUGAACGACGUGAUCAGGUUGGUCAACCUCGAUGACUGUGCAGAUGCUGUUGUCGGAUGUACAGGCGAGGGUUUGAAUGUCGAACAAAGGAAACGCUUAACUAUAGGUGUUGAGUUGGCAGCGCGUCCAGAACUCUUGCUAUUCCUCGAUGAACCAACUUCUGGUCUCGAUAGCCAGACAUCCUGGGCCAUCUGCGACCUGAUGGAGAAGUUGACGAGGAAUGGCCAAGCAAUUCUCUGUACGAUCCACCAGCCAUCAGCGGCACUUUUUCAGCGAUUCGACCGCUUGCUUCUGCUGGCAAAGGGUGGACGCACGGUGUACUUUGGGGAGGUGGGUAACGAGUCAUCAACACUCAUUGACUACUUCGUCCGUAACGGAGCUCCGCAUUUCAGGCCCGGGACGAACCCGGCGGAAUACAUGCUCGAGGUCGUUGGAGCCACUUCAAAGCAUGGGAGCAACAUCGACUGGCCGACUGUUUGGCGCGCAAGUCCCGAAUAUCAGGAUGUACGUCGCGAGCUUGACCAGCUGUCUCGUCAGGGCGAAGGCGGGUCUGCGGAUCCCGAUCCUGCAGCCUUGGUAGAAUUUGCUGCGAGCUUUCUUACUCAGCUAGCCCUGGUUACGAAGCGUGUCUUUCAGCAAUACUGGAGAACCCCAAGUUAUAUCUUCUCCAAGACUGUUCUGAGCGCUGGCUCGGUCAAUGGAGAAGUCACACAGCGUGGUCUAUUCAAUCAGAUGUUAGCGGCAUACAUCUUCCUUUUUAUUUUCAGUCAGGUCGUCGAACAAAUCCUGCCUAUGUUCGUCUCUCAGCGCACCCUUUACGAGGCCCGGGAGAGACCCGCUAAAGCUUACUCGUGGGUCGCCUUUCUUGCUGGAAAUAUCAUCGUUGAGUUGGCGUGGAACUCGCUUAUGGCGAUUUGCUCUUUCCUUUUCUAUUACUUUCCUAUGGGUCUCUAUCGUAAUGCAGAGUGGACGGAUGCUGUCCAUUCGCGUGGCAUCACUACUUGUCUACACCUCUGGAUAUUCUUCGCUUUCACCAGUACAUUUGCUAACAUGCUCAUUGCUGGCAUUGAGACGGAGCAAGUCGCCGGUGGAUUCCUGAAUUUCUUCUUCAACAUCAUGUUCGCUUUUGCGGGUGUUCUUGCCAGACCUGAUGAACUUCCAGGGUUCUGGAUAUUUAUGUAUCGCGUCAACCCUUUCACCUACGUAAUGGAAAGCUUCGUCGGCACAUCUCUCGCCAAUGCCCCUGUUACCUGCAAGGCCAGCGAAUUCGUCCAAUUUGAGGCACCAAGCGGAAUGACUUGUGGAGAGUACGUCGAACAAUACAUCGCGGAGAAUGGAGGGUAUCUUCUCAACAACAGCACCAGCAGCUGCAGUUUCUGUGGCAUGGCCAACACCAACUCCUUUCUGUCUGAUAUGGACUUCAACUUCGACAAUAGGUGGCGCGAUUUCGGGUUUAUGUGGGUAUUCUGCAUCUUCAACGUCGCUUCUGCAGUUGGUCUGUACUGGCUCAUGCGUGUUCCCAAGCGAAAGGCCCGGGAGUGA